Ciona intestinalis (vase tunicate) is the source of this 3332-nucleotide messenger RNA. The record is from RefSeq and is a predicted model, not a curated record. NCBI's taxonomy places the organism in Eukaryota, Metazoa, Chordata, Ascidiacea, Phlebobranchia, Cionidae.
AAAAAAGCAAAACAAACAAAUAACACAGUUUUCAAGAUACGGCUGCCUGAAACUUACGUUUUAUUAAAUUUAUUUGAAUGUAUUGAGAAUGAAUUAUCGUGGAUCCCACUAAUUGUAUCGUGGUAUGGAGCCAUAUAUCGACGAAUCCAGCAAAGUCAGCCAGUUGGAUUUGUACGAAGAUCUGUUAGCAAAUGAAAACUCUACAGCCAGAUGCGUCACUGUGAAAGAGGUAAUUGCACAAAAAGAUGAUGUUGUGCUGCAAAAUAAAGAAUUAAAAAAGCAGCUUGAUGCGGCGUUAUGCAAGUUACAAAAGCUUACGGAUGAACACAACAUUUUGCAACGUAACUUUGCAAGUUUAUUAGAAACUGCUAAAGUUGAGCUCGAACGAAAGAACAAGUUGAUUGCUGUUCUCACUCAAAAGCAGAAGAGUAUUCAAAAAGAGUCGAAUUUUUGUUUAAAAGAUGACCCACAAAGGCAUCAAAAAAGAGGGAGCAGGGAAAGAAGUUCUUUGCAAAAAGAUAUCACCAAAGAAUCCUUUACUGGUAGGUCCUACAGACAAAGUGCUGACAUUUCAAAACAUGAACCAAAUUCUCGAAAACGUCCCCUUGAUUUAAAAAGUGAAGUAGAAUGUAAAAUUCCCAAAAAAUGUCUUGGCAAUUUAAAAGGUAAAAGAUUUAAUGUUGACAGAAAUCGUUCCGAGUCAAAAUCGCCAAACAGGAAAAGCGAAGAAAGGUCUGUUUCUACAAAUAAAACAGAUUCAAUUAAAAGCACCCAUAUAAACAAAUCAAAUUCGGCACAGGUUGCAAAAAAAUCUGUUAUUUCUUCCUAUGGAGAGGUGGGUUUCUCCAAAGUUAAUGAAACAAUCUCAUUUAAGAAGUCAAAAAUGAUGAAAGAAGUAAAUACAUGUAAAACUAAACGCUUUGAAUCAACACUGCCAAACCAAAGGUUACAUGAAACAGAGAUUUGUCAUAAACUUGCGCCAAAAACAAACAACAGCAAAGGUAUCGCAAAACCUGUCGAUAAAUCUAUGACCACAAUUUCUUCAACUGCAUCUUUAAAGUGUUUGGAAAAGUCAAGUGAAACAAGAAAUUAUGUAAUGGAGUUGGAAAAAGAAAGCACAAAAAAGGAGAAAACAACUUCAAAGUUUAAUAAAACAUCACUUUCUUUGAGUGGCUCAAGCAAUUCAGUUAAUGAAAUAGGAGCUGGGAAAAACGGUCCAACAAAAAACUUAACAGAUGAAAAAUCUAACUCAGCCGCAUUAAAAUUAUCUUGUUCAUCAAACUGUUUAUCAAAGAAAACACCUGAAUCUGUAAAAGAACUGCUAUCAACUAACAUGAAAAUCUCCCCACCUAACAAAUCUGGUGAAAUUGAAAAAUCUGAGGAAAAAAGAACUUCCGAUGUUAAUACACCACCUUUAUCUUUAAAGUCUUUAAAAAAGUCAAAUGAAGCACAGAAAAAGUCAACAGAAAGAACAAAUAAUGAAAAACACAAUUCUAAUGCACGAAAAUUAUCGCGAACUUUAAGUGUAAGGAAACUAGAAAAAUUAUCUGAACCGGAAACAAAAUCUACAGCCAAAGCAGAAAAAGAAAAAACUUUAAACAAAACACAAGAACCUGUUGGGGAUAAGACAGCAGAAAGCGGAAACUAUGUCGAAAACAAUUCUAAUAUUAGAAAAUUAUCACAAAAUUUUGGAAAAUCAGACAAAUCACCUGAAACGAGAACAAAAAUGACAACAAGCCCAACAGAAAAUGUAAAAAAAACUUUGAAGAAAUCUGUGGGGGUAAAGUCAGCAGAAAAAACAAAUAGUGACAACAACAAAUAUACUGAUCAAAAAGUGUUGCGAUCUCCUAGUUUAAGAAAAUCUGAUAAAUCAAUUGGGUCCAAAUCAAAACCGAAAACCAGUCGCACCAAGAAUGAAAAAAGAAGUUCUGGAUCUUACGAGCCCUCAUCCAGUUCUUUGGAACAUGUAGUUGAAAUAGAAGAAACAAAAACAUCAAGUAAAAGAAAAAAGAAGAAAACUAGUUCUGAACUACAGACACUUUCAGUUUCUUUAAGCCCAUUAAGAAAUAUACAUGAAACGCAAGUUUCUGGAACAAAAACAGUAAAUGAAACAAAAGAGACAAAAUCUACUCCCAAAUUUCGUAGUCUUUCAGUUUCUUUAGGCUCAGCAAAAAAAUCAAUGGAGACACUUGAUUCUGACAGAAUAACAGCAACAGAAACCAAGAAAAACAACAAAUCAUUGCAUAAAUUGCCACUUAAGACCAAACCAUCACUAAAAGAAACAGCCUCUGUCUCUUCUAAGAGUAAGAAUACAACAGACUGUAGUGUUGAGAAAAACACAAAGGCGAAUAAUGUGGAACAGAGUAAAUCAAAAGUAAAUCAAAAAACUUCUAGUAAAUCAAAAACUGAUGCAAUAAAACGGCCAAUUUUAGCACAAAAGACAGACCAGUGCACUGUACACAAAUCUAAGUCUGUGUCUUAUGAAAAGAUGCCUGUUGGAGUAGUAGCCGCUGACACUUUGAUUCCAAAUCAACAUGAAACUGAGAACAUGGAUACCGGUAAUCAUGGCUUUGAUGGAGGCCUAGUACCCAAAGAUCACACUAGUAAAACUACCACAAAAAUCAAAGUACCAUCACUGUUAAAGGAAAACCUAAACCAAAAUCAGAAAAAAGAUUGUCCAGUUUCACCAGCAAAAAUGGAACCUGAAGUUUUAAAAUUACCAACAAAACAAAGAGAAGAAUUAUAUACUGACAUUGCUAGAUCAGAAGUUUCGAAAAAAGACGUUAACCCAAUCGCAAAGAAAAAUGUUGUAUUCACGGAAAAGGAAAACUCCAGUGACACUACAUCAGUUCCUGACAUAGGCACACAAAGCCACAACCUGGGAUUUAUGUAUGGCUACAGAAAUGCAGCUCUUCAAUGCUUACUUCACAUUUCCACAAAACUUUUGGCAAGUUUUAAAACCGAAAAAGCUCCAGUUCCCAAAGUAAGGGAUUUAUGGAUGUUAAGUUUGGACAAUUGUCAAAAAAGACGAAAAUUUAAUAACCAAUGGCAGUCGGAACGAAUAUCCGAGAAGGAAAAUCUUAUCGUGGCAAGUACCAACACAGAACAUGCACUACCUUCAGCUGAUAUUGUUUCGGCCUCGCGUUCUUCAACUUAUACAAUGAACGAAGAAUCCAUGCGAGCUUUCUUUAACAUGGAACAUGCACUUACCCCAAUAAAAACACCUUUAUAUUAUGAGACCUCAGAGAGGUAGCAACGAAACACAACCAACCACCACAAAUUUAAGAAUACUUUUUUUCGAUUUUUUUAAAUAAAAUAUUUUCUUACCAGUA